This is a messenger RNA of Staurois parvus, 605 nucleotides long. The record is from the annotation of a GenBank genome assembly. NCBI's taxonomy places the organism in Eukaryota, Metazoa, Chordata, Amphibia, Anura, Ranidae.
UCUCUUAACCACCUCCCGCCCACCAUAUAAGCGCGCAGCGCUGCAAUCGACGGGAUAUGUACACUGAUCAUCAGGGCACUGAUGAUGAGUGUGCCCUGAUGAUCAGUGUAGCCCCAGCAGUGCCAGCUGUCAGUGCUCAUCAAUGCCACCUGCCAGUACCACAUCAUUGCCACAUAUCAGUGCCUACCAGUGCACAUCAAUGCCACAUAUCAGUGCCCAUCUUAGCUGCCUUUCAGUGUUACCUAUCAGUUGCAGUCAGUGCCACCUAUCAAUGCCAGUCAGUGUUACCUAUCAGUGCUGCCAAUCAGUGCCAGUCAGUGCCACCUAACAGUGCCAGUCAGUGCUGCCUAUCAGUGCCAUAUAUGAGUGCUGCCUUUCAGUGCCCAUCAGUGAUGCCUGUCAAUGCCCAUCAGUGCCACCUACCAGUGCCUCUUCAUCAGUGCCCAUCAGUGCCACCUAUCAGUGUCCAUCACUGCAGCCUCAUUAGCGCACAUCAGUGAAGGAGAAAAAUCACUUAUUUACAACAUUUUAUAACAAAAACUAAAAAUAAAUGUUUUUUUUUUUUCAAAAUUUUCAGUGGUUUUGGUUUGUUUAGCAAAAAAUAA